Molecule: messenger RNA, 2092 nt
Organism: Notothenia coriiceps (black rockcod)
Lineage: Eukaryota; Metazoa; Chordata; Actinopteri; Perciformes; Nototheniidae
Product: DNA-directed RNA polymerase III subunit RPC1-like
Exons: 14
Coding region: 149-2092 (647 amino acids)
Biological process (GO): DNA-templated transcription
Molecular function (GO): DNA-directed RNA polymerase activity; DNA binding
Source: RefSeq, a predicted model, not a curated record
AUUGCAUGAUGCUGACUGCUAGCAUUUCCACAACAUAUGAAAAUGAUAUGACAGCGUGCUGGUUGCAGUAAAGCCUGGCCUGCUGGAAUGAGGACAAAAUAACAAUUACAGUAGUUUCGCUGUAGCUUGGUUUGGAGAAGUUGCCAAAAUGGUGAAGGAACAGUUCAGAGAGACAGAUGUGGCCAAAAAAAUAAGCCACAUCUGCUUUGGCAUGAAAUCUGCUGAACAGAUGCGGAAGCAGGCCCACAUCCAGGUGGUCAGUAAGAAUCUGUACAGCCAAGACACCAAACACACUCCACUGGCCUAUGGAGUGUUGGACCACCGUAUGGGCACCAGUGAGAAAGACAGACCGUGUUUGACAUGUGGGAAGAAUCUGGCAGACUGCUUGGGACAUUAUGGCUACCUGGAUCUGGAGCUGCCAUGUUUUCAUGUCGGCUAUUUUAAAGCCAUCAUAGGAAUCUUACAGAUGAUCUGCAAGACAUGCUCGAGCAUAAUGCUGACAAAAGAGGACAAACUGCUGUUCAUGGAUAUGUUAAAAAGGCCCAACCUGGCCUAUCUCCAGAAACGAGGGUUGAAGAAGAAGAUCUCCGAUAAAUGCCGCAAAAAGACGAUCUGUAUGAGUUGUGCUGCUUUCAAUGGACCAGUGAAAAAGUGUGGCCUGCUAAAGAUCAUCCAUGAGAAGUACAAAACCAACAAGAAGGUGGUGGAUGUCUUUGUGACAGAUUUCCUGCAGUCCUUCGACACUGCCAUUGAGCACAACAAAGUGGUGGAACCUCUGCUGACCAGAGCACAGGAAAACCUGAACCCUCUGGUGGUGCUGAACAUGUUCAAGAGGAUCCCCCAAGAAGACAUUCCCUUGCUGCUGAUGAACCCUGAGGCAGGGAAACCCGCGGACCUCAUUCUCACCCGCCUCCUGGUGCCCCCCCUCUGCAUCCGGCCCUCUGUGGUCAGCGACCUGAAGUCCGGCACCAACGAGGACGACCUCACCAUGAAGCUCACAGAGAUAAUCUUCCUCAACGAUGUCAUCAAAAAGCACCGUAUGACAGGGGCGAAGACCCAGAUGAUCAUGGAGGACUGGGACUUCCUCCAGCUGCAGUGUGCGCUGUACAUCAACAGCGAGCUCUCGGGCAUCCCCCUCAACAUGGCACCGAAGAAAUGGACCCGAGGCUUUGUGCAGAGACUCAAGGGAAAGCAAGGUCGAUUCAGAGGAAACCUCUCGGGAAAAAGAGUGGACUUCUCUGGCAGAACCGUCAUUUCUCCAGACCCAAACCUGAGGAUAGAUGAGGUGGCCGUCCCCGUGCACGUGGCUAAAAUCCUGACAUACCCUGAGAAGGUGAACAAAGCCAAUCUGGAGCUAUUGAGGAAACUGGUCCGCAACGGGCCUGAAGUUCAUCCCGGAGCCAACUUCAUCCAGAAUCGUAGCACACAGAUGAAAAGGUUUUUAAAGUAUGGAAACCGUGAGAAGAUAGCUCAGGAGCUGAGGUUCGGAGACGUGGUGGAAAGACACAUGAUCGAUGGAGACAUCGUCCUCUUCAAUCGACAGCCCUCCCUGCACAAACUCAGCAUCAUGGCCCACAUCGCCAGAAUCAAACCUCACAGAACGUUUCGGUUCAACGAGUGCGUGUGCACCCCGUACAAUGCCGACUUUGACGGUGAUGAGAUGAACCUUCAUCUACCUCAGACUGAAGAAGCCAAAGCCGAGGCCCUCGUCCUGAUGGGGACGAAAGCUAAUUUUGUCACUCCAAGAAAUGGCGAACCUCUGAUUGCUGCUAUUCAGGACUUUCUGACAGGGGCCUACCUCUUGACGCUGAAGGACACCUUCUUUGAGAGAUCAAAGACCUGCCAGAUUGUGGCAUCGAUCCUCGUGGGGCAUGACGAGAAAGUAAAAAUCACUCUCCCCCGCCCUGCUAUCAUGAAGCCCAUGGCUCUGUGGACAGGCAAGCAGAUCUUCAGCCUCAUUCUGAAGCCCAAUAAGGAAUGUCCAGUGAAGGCCAACCUGCGGACCAGGGGCAAGCAGUACUGCGGCAAGGGGGAGGAUCUCUGUUACAACGACUCAUGUGAGUCAGAAUCUGCUCUUAGCAUUUCAAAUUAA